This is a messenger RNA of Eptesicus fuscus (big brown bat), 708 nucleotides long. RefSeq names its product Mix paired-like homeobox (gene MIXL1). Bases 1 to 708 code for a protein of 235 amino acids. The transcript has 2 exons. Gene Ontology annotation, molecular function: DNA-binding transcription activator activity, RNA polymerase II-specific; RNA polymerase II cis-regulatory region sequence-specific DNA binding. Lineage: Eukaryota; Metazoa; Chordata; Mammalia; Chiroptera; Vespertilionidae. Gene Ontology annotation, biological process: hematopoietic progenitor cell differentiation; regulation of transcription by RNA polymerase II; endoderm development. The record is from RefSeq and is a predicted model, not a curated record.
AUGGCCACAGCGGGGUCCCGCCCGCUCCGGUUCGGGGCCAGCGCCGCGUUCCCCGCGUACCGGCCCGCGCACGGCGGGACCCUCUCGCCGCCUCCGGGCCCCGCCGCCGCCGCCCUGCUCCCCGCGCGCCCCUCGGGGCCCGGCCCGGAUCGCUGCGCCCCGGCCUCCUUCCCCGGCUUCCUGGGGCGGGGCCCCGGGCCCUCCGCGCCGGCCCCCGACGGCCUGGGCCCGCCUGCGCCCCCCGAAGGCGCGGCCGCCCCGUCGGCGUCGCAGCGCCGCAAGCGCACGGCGUUCAGCCCGGAGCAGCUGCGGCUGCUGGAGCUGGUCUUCCGCCGGACCGCGUACCCCGACAUCCACCUGCGCGAGCGCCUGGCCGCGCUCACCCUGCUGCCCGAGUCCAGGAUCCAGGUGUGGUUCCAGAACCGGCGCGCCAAGUCGCGGCGCCAGAGCGGGAAGUCCCUGCCGCCCGCAGCCCGGCCCGCGCUCCUCGCCCACCCCGCGGCCCCCGGAACCGGCACCGGCACCGGCACCGGCACCGGAGCGCCGUGCUUGAAGCCGCAGCCGCCUCUCCAGGUCGAUGUGAACUGCCUGCCCUCGGACCCCGGCUCCCGAGGCCCGAACUGCGAACCCUGCGCGCUCCCCGAGGACAUGGCCUCCGAGCUGGGCUCCUGGGAGGGGCACCUGCUCUCCGCCUUCGGCAGCUCGUGA